Molecule: messenger RNA, 2968 nt
Organism: Achroia grisella
Lineage: Eukaryota; Metazoa; Arthropoda; Insecta; Lepidoptera; Pyralidae
Gene: Naa15-16
Product: N-alpha-acetyltransferase 15, NatA auxiliary subunit
Exons: 16
Coding region: 102-2747 (881 amino acids)
Biological process (GO): N-terminal peptidyl-methionine acetylation
Cellular component (GO): NatA complex; cytoplasm
Molecular function (GO): protein-N-terminal amino-acid acetyltransferase activity; protein binding
Source: RefSeq, a predicted model, not a curated record
AGUUCUUCAUCGACUUCUUUGGUUUAUAGCCACGAGGUUUUUAGAAAUAUUCGGAUUUAUUAAUAAAAUAAUAAACAGACACUUCUUUUUCUUUGAAUAAAAUGCCACCCAGUAAUCCUUUACCGCCUAAAGAAAAUGCACUUUUCAAACGAAUUUUGCGGUGUUACGAACACAAACAAUACAAAAAUGGGUUGAAAUUCGCCAAACAAAUAUUAACCAAUCCAAAGUUUGCAGAGCAUGGAGAAACAUUGGCUAUGAAAGGCCUGACUCUAAAUUGUCUUGGACGAAAGGAGGAAGCAUAUGAAUAUGUCCGUAGAGGCCUUCGCAAUGAUCUGAAGUCACCCGUUUGCUGGCAUGUUUACGGUCUUCUACAGCGUUCUGACAAGAAAUAUGAUGAGGCAAUCAAAUGUUACCGUAAUGCUCUCAAAUGGGAAAAGGAAAAUAUUCAGAUUUUAAGAGAUCUAUCGCUUCUGCAAAUUCAAAUGCGAGAUUUGGAAGGUUAUAAAGAUACUAGAUAUCAGCUCUUCAUGCUCAGACCCACACAAAGAGCUUCAUGGAUUGGAUUUGCCAUGAGCUACCACCUUCUGGGCGAUUAUGAGAUGGCGAAUAGUAUUUUAGAUGCAUUCCGCACAAAUCAAAUGAAAGGCCCUUAUGAUUAUGAGCAUUCAGAACUGCUGCUAUAUCAAAAUAUGGUUAUAGCAGAGUCAGGCCAGUAUGAUCGUGCUUUACAACAUCUACAAAAGUUCCAAAGCCAAAUUUCAGAUAAGUUAUCAGUAAAAGAAACCUCUGGUGAAUAUUAUUUGAAACUUAAGAGGUUCAAAGAAGCAGAAACUGUCUAUGAGGACCUUUUAAAGAGAAAUCCAGAAAAUGUUAUGUACUAUCAGAAACUUAUAGAAGCUAAACAACUUAGUAAUCCUGAUGACAAAGUGGCCUUCUUUGAUGUAUAUAAGAAAGAGUAUCCCAAAGCAAUAGCUCCGCGGCGGCUACAGUUAACUGAUGCGCAGGCGCAACCAGUUUUCCAACGACUAGUCGACGAGUACCUUAGGCACGGGCUGCAUAAAGGCAUCCCGCCGCUUUUUGUUGAUCUGAGAUCGUUAUAUGCCGACCAAAGUAAAGCGGACUCUAUAGAGAAGUUAAUAUUACAAUACAUAGAGAAUUUAUCAAAGACUGGCACGUUUAGUUCGGAAGCGAGCGAAGUGAAACAACCGGCAAGUGCGUUACUAUGGGCGUAUUACUUCGCCGCGCAGCACUUCGACUAUAAGAAAGAUACGGAUAGAGCAUUACAUUAUAUCGAUGCAGCGAUUGAACACACCCCUACACUUAUAGAAUUAUUUAUUGUUAAAGGGAAGAUAUAUAAGCAUGCGGGCGACCCUGUGGCGGCGUAUCAGUGGCUGGAGGAGGCGCAAUUGCUGGAUACGGCCGACCGGUACGUGAACAGUAAAUGCGCCCGCUACAUGCUACGAGCUGAUCAUCUAAAGCGGGCAGAGGACAUGUGUGCCAAGUUCACUAGAGAAGGCGUGCCUGCGACAGAGAACCUGAACGAAAUGCAGUGCAUGUGGUUCCAGACAGAGGCGGCGGCCGCCUACCAGCGGCUGCAGCAGUGGGGCGAAGCGCUCAAGAAAGCGCAUGAAGUCGACAGGCACUUCUCCGAAGUAAUGGAGGACCAGUUUGACUUCCACUCGUACUGUAUGCGGAAGAUGACACUUCGAUCGUACGUAGGACUGCUGCGGCUUGAGGAUGUGCUACGGUCGCAUCCGUUUUACUUCCGGUGCGCACGCGUCGCCAUCCAAGUGUACCUGCGCCUGCAUACGCAGCCCCUCAGAGACGUCCCGCAAACAACCGAGCCUGAUACUGAAAAUUUGGCGCCUUCGGAACUUAAGAAACUUAGGAAUAAACAGAGGAAAGCGAAACGUAAAGCAGAACAAGAGAUUGCGUUAGCGGCACAAGUUCAAGUGAAGCGUGAACAGCAUCAUAAAGCACGUCAGCAGCAGGAGCAGGGUGAUCCUGAAGCACCACAGCUCGAUGAGCUCAUACCCGACAAACUAGCGAGGGUGGAGGAUCCAUUAGAGCAAGCAAUCAAGUUCCUACAGCCACUGCGGACGUUGGCCGCGGAUAGAAUAGAAACAUAUUUAAUGGCCUUCGAAAUAUACUAUAGGAAAGAGAAACCCCUACUGAUGCUCCAGAGCAUAAAGCGCGCGUGGCGAUUGGACAGCACGCAUCCACAUUUACACGACUGUCUGGUGAGGUUCCGUUGUUGGCUCGAUCGCUCCCAGUCCACGCUGCAUCCGAAUGUUGUAGCGGUCAUCGAUGCCGAAACGAAGCCGAUGAUGCGUGGGCGCAGCGCUCUCCAGAUCGCGGAGGAGUACCUCGCGAGUGUGAGCGGCGGCGGUCAGUCGGCGGCGUUGUGGGGGGCGCGAGCUCUCAGGAGGCUAGUGCCGGCGCGCUCACCACACGCACUUCAGAUAGCCACCAGCCUCACGCACAAGGACCUCUCCAUCCAGGGCUGUGUGGAAGUGUUGGAUAGCCUAAAAGCUGGUGACUUCGGUGCUUGCGAGAAGGAAAUAGAACAAUAUAUAGCAGCGUGUCGUGCCAAGUUCCCCUACGCCAUCGCGUUCAUGCCGCCCUCUCCCGCCGCCCCCGCGUCCGCCCCUGCUUCUGCUGACUCCCCCGCGGGGGUGGAAUGCUCCGACAAUCAUCUGGACGAGAACACGCCGCUCCAGCCUAAAGAGAUAGAAGUUAACAACUAAACAGGUUAUGGGCCCAGAACGUGUGAGUUAUCGAUUUCACAAAACGAAAUAAGAGUGUUGUAACAUUUGUUCGAUUUUGAUGGAACUAUUCAAAAAUUUACUGUCUUUUUCUCUCGUAUUUAGACUGACUGAAAUGGAAUGAAUGGCUGUACCAGAUAUUGUAUACAGAUAAAUUUGUUAAAUGUUUUAUCUGUGGGUUUUUUGAGGAACUAUGUUGAAAU